Molecule: messenger RNA, 798 nt
Organism: Paracoccidioides lutzii Pb01
Product: PEP phosphonomutase
Exons: 1
Coding region: 1-798 (265 amino acids)
Molecular function (GO): catalytic activity
Source: RefSeq, a predicted model, not a curated record
AUGUCGGACUCUGCGGAUGCCAGAGCUCUUAAGCUCCGUAAUCUUCACGUUCCUGGCAACCCACUUGUCCUUGCAAACAUCUACGACCCUACCACAGCAGAGUUUGUUGCUUCACACUCUUCAUCUACGGCCCUUGCAACUACGAGUUAUUCCAUAGCGAAGGUGCAUGGCUUUGAAGACGAUUUCCUAGAUCUGGACACGAAUCUGAACGCCAUAAGGCGAAUUGCUCCCAUUGCACUAAACUACAACAAACCCUUAACUGUUGACAUGCAAGAUGGGUACGGAGUGUGUCUAGAGGAGGCGAUUCAUGCCAUCAUCGAGGACGGCGUUUCCGGUUGUAAUCUUGCGGACCGCAGCAACAAGACAGGCGAGCUAAUGCCAUUUGAAAUGGCUGUCGAUCGAGUGCGUCGUGUGACUGUUGCUGCUGCGAAAGCCGGCGUUCCCAAUUUCGUUCUGAAUGCGCGGACUGAUGCUAUUGUUAUUAACAACGAUGUGGACGAGGCAAUUCGACGGGGUAAGGCGUUCUUGGAAGCUGGUGCCACCACAGCCUUCGUCUGGGGAGGGGCAAAGCGUGGUGGAUUGACUAGAGAUGAGGUAGUCAGGAUUUCAAAUCAGCUGGGUGGGCGCCUUAAUGUUAUCGCUUUGCAACAUGGGUUAAGUGUACAGGAGUUGGCAGACAUUGGCGUAGCGAGAAUCAGUGUAGAGUCACGGCUGUGGAUCUCCGCGUAUGCCGCGUUUCUGGAGGCUGCUAAGGGCUUGCUUGGAGAAUAUGAGGAAAUGAAGGCGUCGAGGAAGUAG